This is a messenger RNA of Drosophila takahashii, 594 nucleotides long. RefSeq names its product ribosome biogenesis protein SLX9 homolog. Gene Ontology annotation, biological process: maturation of SSU-rRNA from tricistronic rRNA transcript (SSU-rRNA, 5.8S rRNA, LSU-rRNA). The record is from RefSeq and is a predicted model, not a curated record. Lineage: Eukaryota; Metazoa; Arthropoda; Insecta; Diptera; Drosophilidae. Gene Ontology annotation, cellular component: nucleolus; 90S preribosome; preribosome, small subunit precursor.
GCACGUUUGUUUUGAUUUUGAUUUUGUUGGCGCAGGAAAACCCCCUUUAAAAUGGCAAAAACCAAGCGAAAUGUGAGGGCCAAGGCGAAGAGCGUGGUGGGGGCGGCCAAGCAGAAGGCGCAGGAGGUGCAGGCAAAGCUGCGCCAGGAUCGGUUGCUCCACAAGACCCUGACGCCCAAGAAGACGACCACCAAGAAGGAGAAAUCGGAGGCGAAACACAAGAAGCUCCUCAAACGCUUCGCCGACACGCGAAAGGAGCGCAAGGAGGAGCAGGCGCGCAAGAAUCGGGAGAAGACCAGGGUUAUUGGGGAUCUGAAGCCACUUCGGGAUGCACUGCCCUCCCUGCAGGACAUCUACAACCUGGUGAAGACCAGGCAAAAGGAUGCCACCGCCGAACAGGCAGUCCUCACCGAACCGGAGGCUCCUCUGACUGCCAACGAGAAGAUCCGCAAGAAGCGCACCGAUAUGGUCAGCCGCGUCAAGUCCUUCGAGAAGCUCAUCAAGGACAAAAACUUCAAGAAGAAUCCCCGCGAAGUCAUCGCCUCCCAUGUGCGAAACAAAUACCAGGCGAUGGAGGAGGAUGACGAUGAAUAG